AUGACUAGACAUUCUGAGGACGAGUAUAGUCCUCUGACAAUCAGGUUCGGUCGAGGUAUAAGGGUCAUCUACCAUUGGCUGGACGAUGAAAAACUGUCACGAUCUACCACCUUGAAAUGGAUUAGUGAUCGAGUCGAUCGUCCACCUUCAGUCCUUGCGGAAGCAUCAAUCCUUUUUCUGCUUUCGGUAUUACUACUAAACCCCUCAAAUAUCUCUCCAACUCUGACUAAUGCACUCGGACUACUUCCAGCUACAUGUCAGAGCUUAAGUGAUCUUUUCGAAUCCGAGAUUGUCUCUUCGCAAAAAGGAUUAGGGAAGAAGAAAGAGAUUACGUUUCGAAAGGAGAUCAAUAGGAAAUGGCUUGAUUAUUGGAUUAUAUACGGUACUACACUCAUGGUUGAAAGUGUCCUUACUCAAGAGGUAUUAUUGACCAUGAUACCUAUUUGGUGGGCACUCAAGGCUCUCUGGAUUUAUUGGUUUCUGAUCAGAUUUUUGGAUGAGAAGAGAGAUAACAGUAAGCCGCAACCAUUGCGUCUUCGACCAAGAUCGAUAAUUGCAACAAAAGAUCAACCUUCUCCCGAUUCUACUCCUGAAUCACCCGAAGAUGAUCAAGAAACAGAAGACGAAUUCGAAGAAACAGAUGAAGACAGUCUUUCAGAUCAUACCCCAUUUCCAGUCGAGAGACACACUUCUCGAAACUUGUCAUCUCGUGAGCUAGCCCAAAUCAUGAAAGAAUCAAGUUCUCCGGGACUUUCGAUCACUCCGGUUGGAAAAGAUACAUAUGGUGUUACCCCGCUGCCUGAUUCUGCUGAAUCAUCAUCGUUCGAUGACAGUGAGGGAUCAAAUCGAUCUAAUCAGUUUUCGGACGAGUCCUCAGACGAUUUGGAGGAUGAUGCCUCUGCUCGAGGCAUGUCUCCCCAAAGCCAAAACGGCUCGACUAGAUCUUACGAUUCGUAUGACUCGGAUGACUCCAAUGACGUGAUUGCGAUAGACCCCGAUACACCCCUUGACGAAUUGGCUUUGAGGGGAAAGAAGACUAGGAUACUCGAUAGUCCCACUAGCAGUAUAUCAGAAGAGGAAGAACUGGAGAGUGAUCAGUCGAAUGUUGACUCACAUGUGAACGAGCGAGAAGAUGGGAGUAAGGCAACCAAGGAGAUCGAGGAGAUCGCGAAGAAGGAAGAAACGACCAAAAUUGCUAGAGAAGUGGAUCAAUCGAAAGAAGUCAAAGAUGUGGGACACGGAGAAGUAAAUGAGAUUCUUGCAGAAGCUCACUCAGAGAAACCAAAAGGAAAGCUGGACCUGGAUGCUCUCAAGAAAGAUCAAAACCCUGCCAAAAUGGUGGAAGAGAUUCGUCCCAUUCCAGGUGAAAGUGGCCCAGAGCCAGAGAUUCAUCAAGAAGAUACUUCAAAAGAGGAUAAAUCACUAGUUCAAGCCAGUAUAGAAAUCACUGAUUUGCCAGGAGAGGCGAAGCAAACGCAGAUGUCAACAAAGGACGAAAUGUCUAGAAGACCUCCCAAUGUUCACGAUGGAGAAGUUGUAAAACUUAGUCUAGAAGAUCUCUUAGCCUUGGAAGAAGAAGGAAAAGGUAAAGUGGGGCAAGGGCAGGGUGCGAAUGAAGAUGUCCAUGUAAAUAAGACUGCGCCACUUGAGGUAAGGAGAAAAAGUAAGGAUGAGCAAAAAUGA
This is a messenger RNA of Kwoniella shivajii, 1683 nucleotides long. RefSeq lists its product as uncharacterized. The record is from RefSeq and is a predicted model, not a curated record. The transcript has 3 exons. Lineage: Eukaryota; Fungi; Basidiomycota; Tremellomycetes; Tremellales; Cryptococcaceae. The coding region runs from base 1 to 1683 and encodes 560 amino acids.